Messenger RNA from Gadus chalcogrammus (walleye pollock), 5722 nucleotides. It is a transcript of the gene dhx40, whose product is annotated as DEAH (Asp-Glu-Ala-His) box polypeptide 40. The transcript is spliced from 33 exons. Gene Ontology annotation, molecular function: RNA binding; ATP binding. NCBI's taxonomy places the organism in Eukaryota, Metazoa, Chordata, Actinopteri, Gadiformes, Gadidae. Bases 3463 to 5715 code for a protein of 750 amino acids. Gene Ontology annotation, cellular component: intracellular anatomical structure. The record is from RefSeq and is a predicted model, not a curated record.
UGAUGUGUAGUCUAUCUAUGUUGCAAAAACAUAAUAUAAAAAAUAAAACAUUGCGUACUGAGGUUCACACAUACAUCACACACAAAUAAAAAGUGUUAUAGUGUUAAAGGCCUACCACUCUCCUAUUCAACCUAUGACCUUAUUUCCAAAUGUGAGACAUUUCCGGAAACUAACAUGUGGUUUUCUCAAGCUACAAGAAGACAACUGUUCAAACUCGAUUUAACCUUCAAGAUGUUUGACAUGCACAAGAGCAUAGCUUGGUUCGCCUUAUGCAAUUUAUGUGCAUCUUUAAACGACCAGUCCCAUUGCCAGGAUUCCUGUGACACUGUGAUGAUCAGUGCCUCCCUGCGGUCCUCUAUCCUCCUACCCUGCCAUGCUCCCUUCCUCGGUAGAACUGACUGGAUGCUGUGGGUCCAAAACACUGGAGCACCUCUUGUUAAUCUGUCGUCUCAAGGGAAGGUUUGGUUCUUGGAGCCCAGGGAAGGUCGGGUGAAAACCUUCCCCAACGAGGGCUCCAGGGGGAACUACACCAUCCGUAUCGACGGCCUUCAAGAGUCAGACCUGGGAUGCUACCAGUGUGGACCAGCUGAUGCAUGUCACCAAGUGGUAGUUCAAAAUGAGGAAGUUGAUCUGUGGCUUCCUCUGUGCAUCACCGCUGGCGUGACCACAGUCAUCCUGUUUGUAUGUUUCUGCUGUUACAAAGCAUUCUCAAGGUGUAAAGGGUGUUCCCUGUCACAGAGAGGGACCCGUAAGAGACAAGAAAACGAUGAGCAGGAGCCUGCAGACAUUGGUCUAUCUGAGGACGAGCGCCUGGCCAGAAAUCAGGAUCAAGGUCCCCCAGAAACCAUCCAUGAUUAUGAGGAACAGAGUGAAAGUGUCGCCCCCUGUAGGCCAGUCAGAGGACACCCGCAGUUCGAACGUACCAGGAGUACCGAGAGAAAGCAUGCCCUGCUAAACCGAGGUUUCCGAGGACGUCUUGCGGUUUAUAUUUGUGGCAAAUCCAUAUUUUAACAAGCAUCUCAAUGCCAGCCUAAAUCUUACAAGCUGACCUCCAUUUUCGUGGAGCGAACUUGGUCUGGCUGUGUCAGGCUGUAUACCCGUCUAAUACAUUUUCUUCAUUUUCAGAAAUAUUCAGCAGACUACGAAAUGCAAGUCGUCAUUUUUACGUAAAUCAAGAUGAGAUAAUCCAGCAAAGGAGUUCCGCUCAAAAAGAAAGAAGACCCAGAGCAGGUCUUCGGGGAAAGAAAGCUAAACAGAGAUAUGAAAACCCAAUUUACAACAGCAGCAGCCCCAGCCAAGUCAAUCAUCUUUAGAAAAAACGAAUUUCAAUGUCUGCUAUUAUUGGCUUUUUUAUUUUGAAUUGAAAAUGAUGAAUAACUAACAAUUAAUGAUAGUCGUUUUAUGGUAUUAUUAAUUGUAAGUAUUUGAUAUUUAUUUAUGUCUCUUGAUUCUUAUAAAGUUUGAAACUCUCCUUUCAUUGUCCAGGAAUGUGAUUGUAUUGCGUGAUCCCAUGAUGCAUUUUUUUCCACCAGGCCCUACCCGACUGAGCUCAUUUCUAAACAUUAUUAUAAUCAACAUAAUACCUAAACUCAAACUUCCCUGACAUGUAUUUUAAUUUCAUUACUUUUAUGUUAUACCUUUGAUUGAAAUUGUCUUUGUCAAAUUGAUCAAUAAAGGACAAAAGAGAAUACCAUCCUGUGUUGGCUUUAGGAUAAUUAGAGUAAAUGAGAAACAUCUGGUGGUUUAGACCAAUCUACUGACCUAAUUUAACAUUAUGACCUGUACUCACAAUAAUACUCUGUGCAGAUUAAUCCAAUUCUCCCUGUUGUAUUUACUUUAUAUAUGCAAAGUAUGUUGUUCCUCAAAACCAUUCCAAAUGGGGGAUUAUUCUGGAAAAAACAACACUUUACUUUGCCAGAAAGACUUCAUGUCUUUUUUUAUAUCAAAACAGCAGGUCGAACGUCUCCCCUUUGCAAUUUAUGUUCAAGAUGAACAAGGCAGGAGUUAUGAAGCCAUGGCCAUUGCUCAUCAAUGCCACUACUUAUUCCAAGAAACGGAUAACUUUGUCAUCCUUACAGUUUCUUACCAUGGCUGUUUUGUGACAAGACAAAAACAUUUCAGAACUUUGAAUGUUCUCAUUAUACAAUUUGCAAACAAUGGCAGGAUUCAUAUAGGGAGGCCAACCCUUGUGAGAUGCAUCACUGAACAGAAAGAGGAAAUAACAGAACACAAAGCGCUUCCAAAGUCCCCACAAUUAACCAAGCCCUGUGACAAAAAUGGAUUCAACAUCGUUAUUCACAAGAAUGCCACAGUGAUCCCUUUGAAUCUGGACACCAUCCGGAUCCCCUCGAACCGGAGCGUUAAGUGUAAACCCAAAACUAGAUCCAUCAACUCUGUCACUUUCAGCUUUCCCUUCACUGAAUGUGGUACCCAGUCUGUGGAGAUGAACAACAGCAUUAUCUAUUGGAUCAACAUUGGUGCAAGAAGAGUCCUUCACCGCUCUACAAUAAGAACAGUUCCCUUUCGACAGACGGUGAUGUGCAGCUUUGCCUUGCCGAGCAUGUCUCUGCUGGACGUGACGAUCUUGGACCAGAAGCCAGAGCAUCAAUCAGCACUCAAGAGUGAUGGAACCAUCACGGCAGAGCUGAGGUUUGCUAAAGAUUCUUCCUACAGGUCCUUCAUCACGUCACGCAGCCCACCAAAAGCCAUUCAACUGGGACAGCCUGUUUACGUCGAGGUGCAUCUUCUCAAAUGUGAGGACGGAGCGCUGGAGCUGCUGCUUGAGGACUGCUGGGCCACGCCCACUCCCGACCCGGACCACACCCUGAGAUGGAACCUGCUCGUUAAGCGGUGUCCUUUUGGCGGGUAUAGCCAUGAAGGGACUCUUUUGUUGCCGGUUAAGUCGAGCAAGGAGGUGAGGUAUCCAUCACUUCGAAAGCGCUUUGUCACCAAGCUCUUCUCGUUUGUGAAUGUGCCCACAGGGUGGAAAAGACUGGUGUAUUUCCACUGCAAUAUAGAGAUAUGCAAAGGACAAGAUUGCACACAAUGUGACAAUAAAAGAGUACUACAAACAAGACAGGCAAGAAGUCAGAGAAUCCUGCCUGAUAUAGUCUCGGCUGGACCCCUUAUCCUUCUACUAAAUAAAUGACCUGCUGUGUGUUCAACAUGGACCUAUCAAAGAAGGUUUACAACUGUUCAUCUGACCAAUAAACAUGGAAGGCUGCUGACGGAAACUAUGGGUCACGUGUUCAUGUUUCAGCCAAUACCAGCGCCAUGUCAAAUGUUUUGCGGAAGUUACUUUUCAAGUAGGCAUUUUCGAAACGAUAACCAAGGUAGGAUUUUUUAGAGCCAAGUUAAAGUAAUGCCUUAAUGUUUACCAUCACGUGAUAAGUUAGAUAAUUCUAUAUUAUUUGUUACUUUUAUUUUGGCGAAAAGAGGAAACCUUUUAUACAUUUUCGCAUCAUGUCAAAGCCAAAUAAGCAUGAAAGUAAGCAUGAAAGUAAGCGUGGAAGUAAGCGUGAAAGUAAACGUUGUGUUGAAGCGCAGUGCCUGCCCAUCCUUCAACACAAAGCCACACUUACAAAGCUGGUGAAGGACAACGUGUUCCUUGUUGUGACUGGUGAAACCGGCAGCGGGAAAACCACACAACUUCCUCAGUAUUUGUAUGAAGCAGGUCUAUGGAAGGGGGGUAUAAUAGGGAUCACCCAGCCGCGGCGGGUGGCGGCUAUCACAGUCGCUCAGAGGGUCUCUCAAGAGAUGCACUUCACCUUGGGCAAAGAAGUGGGCUAUCAAGUGCGCUUUGAUGACUGCACAUCCCAGGCUACGGUGGUGAAGUAUAUGACAGACGGCUGCUUGUUAAGAGAGAUCCUGGCAGAUCCUGGCCUUUCCCAAUACAGUGUUGUGAUUUUGGACGAGGCCCACGAGCGGAGUCUCAACACUGACAUUCUUUUAGGUUUGUUAAAGAAAACCCUCCUUCAGGCUGAUAAAGGCUCCAAGGACGGCUCAGUCCGGCUGCGCGUUGUGGUGAUGUCUGCCACGUUGGAGACGGAUAAGCUCUCCACCUUCCUCGGCCACUGCCCCGUGUUCACCAUCCCUGGAAGGACCUUCCCUGUGACCAGCCGGUUUGGUAACGCCAUAGGCCCCAAAGAAGUCGACAGCUCCAGAUACGUGAACGAGGUGGUGAGAGUAGCCCUCGAUGUGCACGUCAGUGAGGUGGCAGGGGACAUUCUGGUUUUCUUGACGGGUCAAUCCGAAAUUGAAAAGGCCUGCGACAUGUUGUACGAGAAGGCAGAAAGUAUAGACUACCGUUAUGAUGUUCAGGACCAAACAGUGGAGGGACUUCUGAUCCUGCCUCUAUAUGGAUCCAUGCCCACUGAUCAACAAAGGCAGAUCUUUCAAGCACCCCCUUCUGGAAUAAGGAAGUGUGUGGUGGCCACCAACAUCGCAGCAACAUCUCUAACCAUCAAUGGAAUAAAGUACAUUGUCGACAGUGGGUUUGUGAAACAGCUCAACCAUAACUCGAGGGUAGGCAUGGACAUACUGGAGGUGGUGCCUAUUUCCAAGAGUGAGGCCCAACAGAGAGCAGGCCGUGCUGGAAGAACUUCGGCUGGGAAGUGCUUCCGCAUCUACAGCAAUGAAUUCUGGGAGAAGUGCAUGCUUGACUACACGGUGCCAGAAAUCCAGAGGGCGAGCCUCACCAGCGUCGUCCUCACGCUGAAGUGCCUCGGGGUUCACGACGUUAUCAGGUUCCCUUACCUGGAUCAUCCAGAAGAGCGGUUGCUAUUGGAAGCCCUCAAGCAGCUCUACCAGUUUGAUGCUAUUGACAGGAGAGGCCAGGUGACCCAGCUGGGUAGACUGAUAAUGGAGUUCCCCCUGCAUCCGGGCCUAACCAGGGCUCUGCUGAAGGCUGCAGCCUAUGGAUGUGAAGACAUUCUCCUCCCCUUGGCCGCCAUGCUUUCGGUGGAGAACAUCUUCAUCAGACCAGGGCAUCCAGAGAAGCAAAAGGAAGCAGAUAAGAAGCAAAGAAAUAUGGCUGCCCAGUCGGGCGGUAUGAAUGACUUUGCCACCCUACUGAGUGUAUUUCAGUGGUGUAAAGCCAGCGAUUCUCCGUCAGCAUGGUGUAAAGAGAACUGGAUCCACUGGAGGGCGCUAAAGUCAGCUUUCAGCAUAGAGACUCAGCUGCGGGAAAUUCUGCUCCGGCUACAACAGAAGAAAGAUUUCCCUGUGGAAACGUUUACUGGCAACAAAAGUGAACUGUUCCGAAGAUGCCUCUGCACUGGAUACUUCACCAAUGUUGCUAGGAGGUCUAUUGGAAAGAUAUUUUCCACAAUGGAUGGUCAUGGAACCGCAGUUCAUGUUCAUCCGUCAUCUUCGUUAUUUGACCAGGAGGCGGAGCUGGACUGGGUCAUCUUUCAUGACAUGAUGGUCACCUCCCGGGUGUACCUCAGGACAGUGUGUCCGAUCCGCUACGAUUGGGUGAAGGACCUGCUGCCUAAGCUUCAUGAGGUUGAUGCCUAUGAGCUGAGCAACAUAGCAAGGGAAGAGGUCAAUGAGGAGGAGCUGGCCAAAUUGGAAUCGAAGGAGGCAAAGAGACAAAAAGAGGGAUUGGAUGAAGACACGGCAAAGAAACUGGAGAAGCGAAACGACGAGACAUCAGUCGGAGACGCCCGCGCUCGCUACCUGCAGAGAAAGUUAGAACGACAACAUAAAGUGUGACGUAACA